GAAAGCAGGAGUCAAUUCCCGAUCAGAGACCCAGAAUGCAGGAUCGGAUGCAUGGGCGAAAUUGAGGGAAUAGCGAUGACUGCUUCAGACUUCCUUCACGACGUUCCCAUCUUCGAUUGCUUCGCUGGGCUCUCUCUCCAACCCAUGACCAUCACCAAGCUCCCAUUCCAAAUAUGCUCGUCGAUCCAGGGAAAUCGAUAGUGGUGGUUGAAGUUGCGGAGCCUGCGUCGGGAUCUACAGGCGCUUCUCGGCCUCGACCUUCACGGCGAGGUGCAUACCAAUUUCUGCUCGCAGCAUUCAUUGUUGAAGCUGUUUUAUGGGGAUUCCCACUCACUUUCGGUACUUUUCAGACGUUUUACAGCACAGAUGGCGAUUUUGGUACAAAUGCCUACCUCCCGAUCGCGGGCAUGUUGGCCAUUGGCAUUCCGUUUAUCGGCGCACCGCUGGCCACAGCCUUGACUACGGCGUAUAUGAAACGGAGACAGCUGAUGAUAUCUCUUGGGCUUUUCCUCGACUGCCUUGCCCUUGUUUCAGCUAGCUUUGCAACGCACGCGUGGCAUGUCAUUCUUACCCAAGGAGCAAUGUAUGGGCUUGGAUUUUUGCUGCUUUACUAUCCAUUAUUGUCGCUGUUGAACGAGUGGUUCGUCGACAAUCGAGGACUUGCAUAUGGCCUGUUAUUUGCCGCAAACGGUCUUGGAGGCAUGAUUCUUCCCAUCAUCGUUGAACGUUUACUGCUGCACUAUGGUUCUGCAACUACUUUGAGAGCCUUUGCCAUGGCUGCUGUGCGUAGUCACAGUCGGACCGAUGUUGCCGCUACUGAGAGCUCCGCUGUCACAUCACCAUAA
Molecule: messenger RNA, 845 nt
Organism: Exophiala xenobiotica
Lineage: Eukaryota; Fungi; Ascomycota; Eurotiomycetes; Chaetothyriales; Herpotrichiellaceae
Exons: 5
Coding region: 174-845 (223 amino acids)
Cellular component (GO): fungal-type vacuole membrane
Source: RefSeq, a predicted model, not a curated record